This is a messenger RNA of Alnus glutinosa, 925 nucleotides long. RefSeq names its product pseudo histidine-containing phosphotransfer protein 6-like. Lineage: Eukaryota; Viridiplantae; Streptophyta; Magnoliopsida; Fagales; Betulaceae. The record is from RefSeq and is a predicted model, not a curated record. Bases 318 to 788 code for a protein of 156 amino acids. Gene Ontology annotation, biological process: cytokinin-activated signaling pathway; phosphorelay signal transduction system; phosphorylation. Gene Ontology annotation, cellular component: nucleus; cytoplasm. Gene Ontology annotation, molecular function: protein histidine kinase binding; histidine phosphotransfer kinase activity. The transcript has 5 exons.
AAGAAUGGAAGAGAAACUUUUUUUGAAGGAGGCUACCGUUGCUGGGCCUGCGGUUUGUAGGCUGGUCCGGUGGAUAACCCACAUUCGCCUCGAUAACUUCCACACUGCACGCCCUCUCCACCCAAAUGUUAGUUGCAUGCCCGCUGGUCGUCUUUAAAUACUUGUUAUGACCACCUUGUUAUAUAUUCCCGCUCUUCAUCUACACAAAACCCUAAAACCCGAAGCAAGUGAAGCCAAAAAAAUCUAGUAUAGUUGCUUCUUUUUUUGCUGUUUUUGGGUUCAACAACUGAAUUGACAAAACGGGUCUUCCUGUGUGGAUGCUUGGGUUGGGUGUGGAUCGGUUGCGGGCCGACAUGAAUCGUUUGCUGGCCUUACUCUUCCACCAGGGAGUAUUGGAUGAGCAGUUCUUGCAGCUUCAGCAGCUACAAGAUGAGAGCUCCCCGAACUUUGUCUCCGAGGUUGUUAACAUCUACUUCCAUGAGUCGGAAAAGCUCUUAAAAAACCUCAGAGGAUUCUUGAUGGAGAGGGAGUUUUCGGACUACAAGAAAAUGGGAAUCCAUUUGAAUCAGUUUAUGGGAAGCAGCUCCAGCAUCGGCGCCAAGAGAGUCAGAAACGUUUGCGUCGCUUUUCGCGCCGCUUCUGAACAGAACAACCGUGCCGGGUGUUUGAGAGCUUUGGAGCUGCUAGAACAUGAGUAUUGCUACCUGAAAAACAAAUUGCACGAACUGUUCCAAAUACAACAGCAGAGAGUUUUGGCAGCCGGAGUUAUAUACCCGAUGCACAACUAAUAACUGGUGGGCAUUUGAGUGGCGCCCUGCUGUUUGAUGCGGACUGUGAAUUCCUGGCUGGCUGUCAUUUUCCUACCGCCUCCUCUAACUUCUCUAAUAGAGUUGUUUGUACGUUUUAAAUAAUAAUAAUAAUAAUA